AUGAACAAAGCAAAUAAAACAGAUGAAAAUUGGACAGAAAUUUGUUCUAUUUUGCAGAAAGAAUACAAAGAAACGGAAGAAAAUUUAAAUACAUGGAAGAAUUAUCAAAAAGAAUACGAAAAACUGCGAUCAUUUUUGGUGGAUCUGCCGAAAACAACACAACGACCUUAUCUGGUUCCAUUUAGUCAAAAAGCAUAUAUUCCAGGUACUCUUAUACAUACUAAUGAAAUUUUGGUACUUUUUGGUGAAAAUUGGUUUGUUGAGCGGUCAUCUGUUCAAGCAAUAGAUAUUGUUGACCGAAGGCUUAAAUAUGUUAAAGAACGUCUAGAAAUACUAGAUCGGCAAUGUAAAGAUAUCAAAUUUCAGCUUGAUCAUACGAUAGAAAUGAAUCAGGGAAAAAUAUAUAAUGAAGAAGGAUUACCAAUAGUGGAGAUUCGUGAAGAACUUAAUGAAGAUGGGUCUAUUGCUCAUGCAGAAGUUUUUGACCGUUUGGCAGAGCCAUGGCUAGUAGAGGCGUCGAAUGAGUUUCUAAAAAAACUUGAUUUAUCAUCGGGCAUAUAUAGUGGUGAUUAUUCUAAAGGUUCUAGUCCGGAUAAAGAUUUAGAGGAAAUAUCGCCAAAUAUUAAGGAGUCUCUUGUAAAUAAAAAUACUUCUAAAACUAACUUGUCUACCAAUGUUCCAACACAGAAGAAUAUGGAGACAAUGAUUGAUCUUAUUAAUGAAAUCGAUGAACAAGAAAAUAAUACAAGUCAGGAUCACUCUUAUGACAAUAGUGAUGACAGUGAAGUAACUGAAGAUCAAUAUGGAAGAACCCGUGGAUUCAUUAGUCCUUUAUGUAUACAGAACGUUUCUUCAAAAACUUCAGAACGUGUUAAAAAGGUUACUUUUUCUGAUUCAAUAGAAACUGUAGAGGAAGAUUGUCCUGAUACACAAAACGCAUAUUCUCCCGAAAAACCAUGUAUAAAAAAAAACCCUUUAAUUAAAGAUGUGGUUGAGCGGCCUUUGGUUGAGUCGACUGAACAUGUUUUAGAUGAACUUGAAUCUUCACUUCAUCGGCGAGAAAUCGCAGCUGAAUAUUAUAGACUAAAACAAAAGAUACAUGCACAAAAUGAACAUCUUAUUCAUAAUAAUUUUAACCAAGAAUAUAAAGAUAAUAACUUUCCUAAAAAAAAAGUUAGUCGUUUUAAGGCUGCUUUUAUGGAAAAAAAAAAUAUGGAUUUAUUUUAA
Pneumocystis jirovecii RU7 is the source of this 1227-nucleotide messenger RNA. RefSeq lists its product as uncharacterized. Lineage: Eukaryota; Fungi; Ascomycota; Pneumocystomycetes; Pneumocystales; Pneumocystaceae. Gene Ontology annotation, molecular function: transcription corepressor activity; chromatin binding; phosphatase inhibitor activity. Bases 1 to 1227 code for a protein of 408 amino acids. The transcript is spliced from 5 exons. The record is from RefSeq and is a predicted model, not a curated record. Gene Ontology annotation, biological process: negative regulation of transcription by RNA polymerase II; negative regulation of phosphatase activity.